Zerene cesonia (dogface butterfly) is the source of this 653-nucleotide messenger RNA. RefSeq lists its product as uncharacterized. NCBI's taxonomy places the organism in Eukaryota, Metazoa, Arthropoda, Insecta, Lepidoptera, Pieridae. The coding region runs from base 159 to 554 and encodes 131 amino acids. The transcript is spliced from 2 exons. The record is from RefSeq and is a predicted model, not a curated record.
GUACUAAUUUAUCUGUCAUAUAUCAUCUGUCACAUUGCGAUCCGUCAAAUACAUACAAAGCAGUGCACGCUACAAAUUCAAUUUCUAUUCUAUUUACAUCAAAACAGAUUUCACUACACUUCAGCUAUCUGUAGAGAAAAAAACUAAAACAGGAACAGAUGACCUUUGAAAAGGAAUCUACAGUAUAUUGGACUACACAUAUUAUAACAAGUAAUGGAAACUUUAUGACCAGAAGUAUGACAGAAAAUAGGAAGAGAUCACGCGAGGAUGAAGCCUGCGAAUUUAUGCCUUUGUCUAAAAGAAUUAACAAUUUACAUAUAAACAAUACCUUAACUAACUCAAAUCUCCUUACUCAAAAUACACUCGAAUCUAGUCAUACAAUUCAUGGUGACAGUUGCAUUCCUUCUCCAGGUUCAUCAACUGAUUCAGAAAGACGGCCAAGUUAUGAUCCUGGAUUCAAUUCAUCUGAAAGCAACUAUUACCAUGAAAACAAAUUAUUGUUUGAAUUGCAUUUAGAGAGAAUACAAAGAACAGGGCAGCAAUUUCCGUUUUAAUACUAACUUAUUAUAAUAACUACUUAUAAGUUUGGUACCUGUAUUUGUUAUAUCUAGUAUGUAUUAUUAAUUGUAACAUUAAAUUAUGUUGAAACAUAA